Messenger RNA from Stylophora pistillata, 2117 nucleotides. RefSeq lists its product as uncharacterized. The record is from RefSeq and is a predicted model, not a curated record. Lineage: Eukaryota; Metazoa; Cnidaria; Anthozoa; Scleractinia; Pocilloporidae.
GACAAAAAUCUCGAAAAACAUACCUGGCUGGCCGCACGUCCCCAUUAAGCCCUCAUAAGGGAGUACCCCCGCGGGGGGCCGAGCGAGCUUGCGUGACAGUUGAAAUUGUUCAUAGGGUGGGGGGGAGGGGGGAGGAAGCGGUCUCUCUCUCUGUAUUGCGUUAAUUUGGUGUAGCAGAUUUCUCUUUAGAACGCUAAUACUAUUUUUACCAAGAAUUUAUCUUUCUUGUUACUUACUUUUGAAGAAUCGAACACCUCAAUUUUAUGUAAUUAAAUUAACCUCAUUAGUACAUGUUUAUUUCCCACGUGAACUAAAUAAAGAUUCUAAAUUUAGGAAAGACAAUACUUUGCGUGUUCCUGCUCAUGGGGAAAUGAUGUAAGUCUUUUGCUCUUUCGGGAGUAUAGUCGGCGGUCCAUGUUCGUACAUUUAUCAUAUCAUAUUGUCGCACAAUGCAAAUUAGGUAGGGUAGUUCUGUCAAUUGAAACCAUCGAGAUCUCUUUCCUGUUUUGAACUGAUUUGAUUUAAAACUUCGGAACAACGAUCGUCAAAAACAAAAGAAAAGAGACAUAUGACAAAAAGACCCUGUCUUGGCCACUGGGAGUACCUUAUCCAUGAACUCUUGCUCAGCCUGAUAUGCAAAUUUUGUGUUGCUUUACAAACGAGACGUAAUUUGCACAUAGUCUCAAAAUGGAUUCACUGUGAACUGCAUGGGAACACAUGUUUGAACUAGUUGGCUUUAUCGUCAGCCCUCUCGCGGUUUCUUUCAGAAUUUUCAGGAAAAAGUGUAUUAACAGUAUAAAGAGUACAAAUGUGUAAAGUGAGCUACGAAGAAUUCAUCGCCGGAAAACUAAGCCGGUUUUGAUCGUGGCUGUAGCGGCGGGCUUCUCUUUUCAUGAUAAACCUCCCGAAUGAAAUUAAACAAACGGUAAAGUGAAGCACUUUGAAAAUUCGAGAAUACCAUAUCCAAGUUGAGGUUUGCCGAAGAUUUGCGAUUUUGUUUUAUUCUUGCACGGAUCUGCUCUUACAGAGUGAAUGCUUCUGGAUGAAGGCUCAAAUAGCUAAAUGCUUCGAGAGAACACACGAAAUGUGCCAGAAAAAGAUUGAUGAUCGUCCUUGCCGAAAAGCCCCUUACGGCAAACUGUAUUCUUCCUUGCAUCAACACACUGCUGGGCACUGCCUAUGACAUUGACAUCAGAGUCUAAAGGAACUAACUGAUUCACCUGCUUUACCGGAUCAAAGUUCUCAUAACGGAGGGGAAUGACCGACUCAGUCUCCAAGAACCUGUAUGUAAAUUAGGUUUUUUUAAAAUUUUACAAAGACAAGAUGAAUAUAGAAGAUUGCCUUGCUCGAUUUGCUUUAGUGAAACCUCAUUUAACUGACGAAUAAAGGUAACAAUUGGAGUCAGUUUCCAAGACUAACGCUCAAACAAUGAAAGUUUUGUUUGCUGUCUUGUCCAUACUGAUCUCAUCGUCCACAGCAAUUACUAAGAAGAGAUGUCACUUAGAUACGAACACAAAGGUUCAACUGAACAAAUUGCUUCCAAUGCUGCUAGAGUUGGGCGUAGAUGUAUUCAAGACAAAAGAAACCAUUGAAAAAAGAUGGCUGAAUGACAGCUACCAAACGGCUAACGUAAAGUUAAUAGUUACACCUAUCAAACAAUUACAGGCUACGAAUAAAACCACGCCUCAAAGCACGUUGGAAGCGAACUAUCGCAUUUUGAAAGUGUUUAUGCCUAUUCUAAGAGGGUUAAAAAGAAAACUCAGCGCUUUCCCAGUGGCUAGAGAUGUAACACAUCAGCUACAAGAAAUUAAGUGGAAAGUUGGAAAUAUCAUGAUUUUUGUUCGCGCAAUUCAAAAUGCAUUAAAGCCUGACCAGCCACGAACAUCAGGUAUUCGCCCCAGCACGACCGCUGUCAGUAACUCCACUCUCAGCUCAGUUCGUGGUGUUCCAAUUGUUAUCCAGACCCCAACAACAGCAGCACCCUCGGCUUUAACACUUAGUGGAGUUGCUGUAAAAGCAUCAGCUACGCUAGAGGAUUUUUGCACUAAUAUCGUUGUAAUUCACCGAAUCGAAAUAUGGCGUCUAAUUUGAAUUACCAUUGUUUUGGACUAACUAGC